Molecule: messenger RNA, 219 nt
Organism: Pyrgilauda ruficollis (rufous-necked snowfinch)
Lineage: Eukaryota; Metazoa; Chordata; Aves; Passeriformes; Passeridae
Gene: IL11
Product: interleukin 11
Exons: 1
Biological process (GO): positive regulation of cell population proliferation; positive regulation of MAPK cascade
Cellular component (GO): cytoplasm
Molecular function (GO): cytokine activity; growth factor activity
Source: RefSeq, a predicted model, not a curated record
UGUGUCCCUGACCCCUCCCCCCCGCAGGUGACCCGCCUGUCGCUGCCCGCAGUGUCGCUGUCGCCGCCGGCCGCGCCCCCAGGUGCGCCCCCCGGUGCGCCCCCCGCCCAGGUGUCGCCGUGGGGCGCGGUGCGCGCCGCGCAUGCGCUCUUGCGGGGGCUGCACCUGUACCUGGACUGGGCGGCGCGCGCGCUCGUGCUGCUGCGCCAGCGCCUCUGA